UUCUCUGAGCUGCUACACUGUGGCUUGACCGGAAACUUAGCUGACAUUCACUUUAUAAGGACCUGUGGAGGAGCUCCAGAGUCAACUGCUGCUGAUUACAUUAUGUAUCCGAUUAGUGGGGCCAUACUGUGCCUCACUGUUUUGGGGGCUUUAAAGUUGCUGUCUCUCCCCUUGUUCUGGGGACUCCCGGUGGGGCUGGUGCUCUGUAUGGCCUCGAGGGGUUCCUGUAAGUUCAUUCUUGUGGCUCUACGCACCAUCAAAAGAGACUUAAUGUGUCUAGUUGUCAUACUCAGAGUGAGGUUUUCCAUGAAGAGUAAUCUGCGAAAAAGAAGCACUAUCCCUUCCCUGUUUGGCCAGAUAGUGACACGGCACCCCGACAAACCGGCCUUGAUCUAUGAGGCCACAGGAGAGGUUUGGAGUUUCAGGGAACUACAGGAGCGAUGCCAUGCUGUGGCACACUGGGGGCUGGCACAAGGCUGGGCUGAGGGUGAUGUGGUGGCCUUGUACAUGGAGAGCCAGCCUCUAGUGGUUGCUCUGUGGCUGGGUCUCGCUACAGUUGGCGUGGAGGCCGCACUCAUCAACUACAACCUUCGACAGCGCUCGCUGCUGCACUGCAUCAGUGUGUCUGGUGCUCGGGCAAUGGUGUUUGGGACAGAGCUGACGGAAGCUGUGUCAGAGGUCAGCAGCUCUCUGCAGCCCAGCAUGGUUUUGUUCAGCAGUGGUGAGCAGCAGCAGCAGCAGCAGCAGCAGGAGGAAGAGGAGGUGAAGCUUCACAGCCUCAGUGUCCAGAACCUUGAUGCCCUGCUGGCCUGUUCACCCAAACACCCACCAAACUUCACGCUCAGGAAGGAAUUUAACGACAGACUCUUUUACAUCUACACGUCUGGUACAACAGGAAUGCCAAAGGCAGCUGUGGUGGUGCACAGUCGGUAUUUUCGCAUCGCUGCCUUUGGUUUCCACUCCUUUGGCCUGCGACAUGAUGACAUCAUAUACAACUGCCUCCCACUGUAUCAUUCUGCAGGAACCAUCAUGGGUGUAGGACAGUGUUUGCUCUUUGGUUUGACCAUUGUAAUCAGGAGGAAGUUCUCAGCCACUCGCUUCUGGGAUGACUGUUUUAAAUACAAGUGCACUGUGAUCCAGUACAUAGGUGAGAUCUGCCGGUACCUGUUGGCUCAGCCGGUCCGGCCAUCUGAGGCACAUCAUCAAGUCCGUGUUGCCUUUGGUAACGGCCUCCGUCCCUCUGUGUGGGAAGAGUUUGUCCAGAGAUUCAGAAUUCAAAGAGUUGGGGAAUUUUAUGGGGCCACAGAGUGCAACUGCAGCCUGAUCAACAUAGAUGGAAAGGUGGGGUCAUGUGGUUUCAACAGCCGCAUCCUGCCCGACUUCUACCCCAUCAGACUGGUCAGGAUGCAGGAGGACGGGAAGCUGCUCAGGGAUUCACAGGGACUCUGUGUACCUUGUCCUCCUGGUGAGCCAGGAAUGUUAAUGGGACAUAUCAACCACACUGAUCCGCUCAGGAGAUUCGAUGGUUACGCUGAUCAGGAUUCCACCAAUCAGAAAAUAGCUCAAGAUGUCUUCAAGAUCGGAGACACUGCUUAUGUCUCAGGUGAUGUGCUGGUGAUGGAUGAAUAUGGCUACAUGUAUUUCAGAGACCGCAGUGGCGACACGUUUCGAUGGCGAGGAGAGAACGUGUCCACCACAGAGGUGGAGGGGGUCCUCAGUGGCCUGCUGGGACACUCUGAUGUCGCUGUCUAUGGAAUUUCUGUACCAGGUGUGGAGGGAAAGGCUGGCAUGGCAGCCAUUGCUCAUGCAGGAGGCCCGUUUGACAUUGAAGCAUUAGGGAUCGCUUUACAAGAAGCUCUGCCAUCCUACGCACGACCUGUUUUCCUUCGGCUCAUGCCAUCUGUUGACACAACAGGUACUUUCAAAAUUCAGAAGAUGCGGCUACAGAGAGAAGGAUACAGGCCACAAGAGUCGAGUGAAGACAUAUAUUUUUUGAACAGUCGGGCCGGGAGUUACGAGCCUGUUACAGAUGAACUGUACCGUGCCAUCAAUGAGGGAGAGGUGCGUCUAUGAGGCAGGAGGAUGGAUAGAUAGACUGUUGAAGAGGAUAGUAUGAACUAACAUAAGAAGACCAGAAGAGCUGCAUCAUUGCCUGAAGUGGCCCACAUGGAAAGCGGAAAGGUCUGUUGUUGCAAAUCUGAGAAUAGUCCUUUUUCUGGACCCUAAAUUAAAUCUAUAAUACAUGAAAUGUCAGUUUGAGAUACACAAAUGUUCUGGGGCACUGAUGAUUGAAUGGUUGUUUGUAUACAUACAUAAAUGAACCAACCGUAAUGCACUGUAUUAUACUAUGUGUUCAUGUAAUUCCAUUUUCUGUAAAAUACAUUUAAUAAAACAUA
Molecule: messenger RNA, 2396 nt
Organism: Paralichthys olivaceus (Japanese flounder)
Lineage: Eukaryota; Metazoa; Chordata; Actinopteri; Pleuronectiformes; Paralichthyidae
Source: RefSeq, a predicted model, not a curated record